Messenger RNA from Camellia sinensis, 681 nucleotides. NCBI's taxonomy places the organism in Eukaryota, Viridiplantae, Streptophyta, Magnoliopsida, Ericales, Theaceae. The record is from RefSeq and is a predicted model, not a curated record.
AUGGCAUCUGCGAAAAAGAUGUGCUAUUUACUCAUCACAGACCUUACACCUACACCUACUCCUGAAGGUGUUGUAGCAGAUAGAUCUCAGACUAUUAUACCAUCUCCAUCUGAACAAGUUGCAUUGUCAGGAUCUGAGACUAUUGCACCAUCUUCGUCUGAAAGUAAUGCACCAGCUGCAUCUGAGAGUUGUGAAGCAUCUCCAUUUGAAACGAAUCCACUAUCUCGUCAAAGUCAACCGAGUAGCGCAGGUGCAUCAUCAUCAAAGAGUGUGCAGGGACCAACAGUUGGAAAAGCAAUAGCAAAAAGAGUUGCCAACAAUAAUGGAAACAAGUUGUACAUUCCAAUCACUGAGACAUUCAAUGCAUUCGAAGGUGUGCUAGCAACCCCAGAAUCGAAUGAGAUUGGCCUUCAGAUUAGGAGGAUGUGCCCCAUUCAAGGCGUUAACAGUUGGACUGUUGCUAAUCCAGCAACAAAAGUUGCUAUUGUACAAGUUGUCCAGGUAUGAUUAAAUUGCUUUCAUAGUCUGUGUGGAUGAUGGAAACAGUGCUGUUGUAAUGUGCAUAUAGGAGCUCAUCUAUUUUCUUUGUUUACUUUGUUGGUUUUCAAAGCUUGAAAGCAGUGAAGAGAUGAAAAGCUCAUUUGUUUUCAACUUGUCUCUAUAAAUAAGCAGCCCAUUCCA